CUCCUCGCUUUCCCCGUACCCCUCUCGAUCCGUUUACCUAUUCUCGAGUCAUCCUGCUUCAUCUACACAAUCUACCAUUCAACAUUACUGAUCCCCGGAAUCUUCAAACGUACAGAUUCUCAUCAUGGCUGCCAACCAAACCCUGACGUUCCAAAGCUCCGAUGGCGUCGAUAUUAGCGUCGAUCGCGAUGUCGCCGAGCGUUCUUUGCUCAUCAAGAACAUGCUGGAGGAUCUGGGCGAUGCCCACGAGGCCAUCCCCAUUCCCAACGUCAACGAAGCCGUCCUGAAAAAGGUCAUUGAGUGGUGCUCCUACCACAAGAACGACCCCCCCAGCACUGGCGACGACGAUGACUCUCGCCGCAAGACGACCGAUAUCGACGAGUGGGACCAGAAGUUCAUGCAGGUUGACCAGGAAAUGCUGUUCGAGAUCAUUCUGGCUGCGAACUACCUCGAUAUCAAGGGUCUCCUGGAUGUUGGCUGCAAGACCGUGGCCAACAUGAUCAAGGGCAAGUCCCCCGAGGAGAUCCGCAAGACCUUCAACAUCCAGAACGACUUCACCCCCGAAGAGGAGGACCAGAUCCGUCGUGAGAACGAGUGGGCUGAGGACCGCUAAGACGUCGCCUGCUCGAUGUCGCUACACCCUACUCCGACCGGCAGUCUGCAAUGCAGCGGAUUCUGACCGGUAGGAGAUGGGCCUGUCUUCACGAUGUCUCGACUUUUGUUUCCUCUUUCCACGUCUGUUUCGAUUCACGGCGUUCAAGGUUGAUUAGGUCUCAGCGACUUUGCGCGCUUUCGUCGCACUGCUGUCUCGGUUCCUUCGAGUUUCUUAGUUCCUUCGAGUCUGGGGUUGGUAUGGCUGGUUGGACAGGUGGUCUGAACGAACUUUGAUUCUAUGCCAUCUUUAAACCCGCGUC
This is a messenger RNA of Aspergillus campestris IBT 28561, 914 nucleotides long. RefSeq names its product SCF ubiquitin ligase subunit skpA (gene skpA). Gene Ontology annotation, biological process: SCF-dependent proteasomal ubiquitin-dependent protein catabolic process; mitotic cell cycle. The coding region runs from base 125 to 613 and encodes 162 amino acids. The transcript has 5 exons. Gene Ontology annotation, molecular function: cullin family protein binding. Lineage: Eukaryota; Fungi; Ascomycota; Eurotiomycetes; Eurotiales; Aspergillaceae. The record is from RefSeq and is a predicted model, not a curated record. Gene Ontology annotation, cellular component: cytoplasm; nucleus.